This is a messenger RNA of Arachis duranensis, 1029 nucleotides long. RefSeq lists its product as uncharacterized. Lineage: Eukaryota; Viridiplantae; Streptophyta; Magnoliopsida; Fabales; Fabaceae. The record is from RefSeq and is a predicted model, not a curated record.
CCAUCCACUUUCUUCCUUCACUUCAAAACCAUCAACACCCUUCAGAUUCAGAAUCUGCGCCACCAUGGCAUCUCGGAUUCCCGCCACCACCACCAUCACAAAGGUGGCUCCCGCCGUCAUAGUGGGCGGAGGAAGGGUCGGCAGGGCCUUGCUGGACAUGGGCACCGGCCAAGACAUCCUCGUACGGAGAGGGGAAUCUGUCCCUUUCGACUUCCAAGGACCCAUUUUGGUCUGCACUAGGAACGAUGACCUUGAAGCUGUUCUUCAAUCCACUCCUCCUUCUAGAUGGAAUGAUUUGGUGUUUUUCCAGAAUGGGAUGAUUGAGCCAUGGCUUGAGAGCAAAGGGUUGAGUGAUGCUAACCAGGUGUUGGCUUAUUUUGCUAUUUCAAAGCUUGGAGAGACGCCGAUUGAUGGCAAGACUGAUACCAACCCCGAAGGAUUGACAGCUGCAUAUGGCAAGUGGGCUCCUGCCGUAGCUGAAAGGUUACAUGCUGGAGGCCUCUCUUGCAUGGUUCUUGGCAAGGAAGCGUUUGAGAAACAGAUGUUAGAGAAGCUAAUAUGGAUUUGCUCGGUCAUGCUUGUUGGAGCACGUCAUGGUGGCAUUUCUGUAGGUGUCGUGGAGAAGGAAUUCCGCUCUGAAUUUUCUAGCCUUGUAGCAGAAUUAGCAUCAGCUGCAGCAAAUGAAAAAGGAUUAACAUUUGAAGAAGCCAUGGAAGACCGCUUAUGUGCAUAUUCUCGGGCUGUUGCCCACUUUCCCACGGCAGUUAAGGAGUUCAAAUGGAGAAAUGGUUGGUUUUACUCUCUUUCUGAGAAGGCCAAGGCACAAAGCAAGCCAGAUCCAUGCCCUCUGCAUACUCAAUGGCUAAAAGAGUUAAAAGUUGUAUAAAAGAAGCUUGAAUUCAUAUCAUAGGCUUAGGCUCUUGUAUUAUUAGAAUUGAUAUAUUGUAAUUGUAUUAGGCAUGGCCUUCAUUUAUUUAUUAAUGAAAUUAAACAAAAUAGAAGCUUGAAGGCUUGAAUUCCUGUGUUCAA